Messenger RNA from Colletotrichum abscissum, 294 nucleotides. RefSeq lists its product as uncharacterized. Bases 1 to 294 code for a protein of 97 amino acids. NCBI's taxonomy places the organism in Eukaryota, Fungi, Ascomycota, Sordariomycetes, Glomerellales, Glomerellaceae. The transcript has a single exon. The record is from RefSeq and is a predicted model, not a curated record.
AUGCAGUUCUCCACCACCUUCACCCUCGCCAUGAGCGCCAUGCUCUCCCUCGCCGCCGCGGGCACCAUCCCCGCCGGUGACGCCAACACCGUUUUCCCCUCCCAGCUCUGUGGUUCCGGCUACGCCUCGUGCGGCAAGGCUGGCACCAACGGCGACGGAGGAUCCCGCUGCGCGCUGUCGUGCACUUAUGCCGGCGGCCCUACCUCCACGGGCACCUGCCAGUGCCCCACGGGAUACUAUGUCGACACUUGCAUCAGCGGUGGUGCUUACAGCCGUCGCCACAAGUGCAACUAA